Messenger RNA from Vicia villosa (hairy vetch), 1473 nucleotides. RefSeq lists its product as uncharacterized. The record is from RefSeq and is a predicted model, not a curated record. The coding region runs from base 1 to 1473 and encodes 490 amino acids. The transcript has a single exon. Lineage: Eukaryota; Viridiplantae; Streptophyta; Magnoliopsida; Fabales; Fabaceae.
AUGGCGGGGAGGGGUGUUCUUAUUAACUCGGUUAUUAAUGCUUUACCGAUCUAUACGCUUUCUUUUUAUAAGGCGCCUAAGAAGAUUUUGAAUGAGGUGUGUUCGAUUCAACGCAAAUUCCUUUGGGGAGGUGGAGAUCUUAAACGUUCUAUUAAUUGGGUAAGUUGGGAUACGGUGUGUAAGUCCCGGGAAGAAGGUGGUUUGGGUGUUAAAAAUAUGGAGAUCAUGAAUGUGGCCUUGCUUAGUAAAUGGAAAUGGCGAAUCCUAACGGAUAAAGAUGCGGUUUGGCGAGAUCUUUUGGAAGUGCGGUAUGGUAACAUUAAGCUUAAGGUUUUGGUAGGAGAUUCCUUGGUGGUGCAGAAAAAAGAUUCUAUUUGGUGGAGAGAUUUAAUUAUUUCGGACAAUUAUGAUAAUCUUCUCUUGGACAAUUUUUCUAGUGCUGUUCUUGUUAGUGUGGGUAAUGGGGUUUCAACUCCUUUGUGGUAUGCGAACUGGACCGGACAGCGAUCUUUAAUGGAACGAUAUCCUUCUCUGUUUUCUAUGGCUCAUAAUCAUAUUCAAAAUAUUGCCUCUGCAGGUUUUGAGAAUAGUUGUUGGAAAUGGGCUCUGCAUAAUAUAUUUGUGGCUGGCAGUGCUGCUUUCUUGGUGGCUGAGAACGACUACGGUGUGGCUGGAGAUGCUGGGCAUUGGUCGGGGAGGGUGUCUGUGCAGGGAGGCGGAGCUGUUGUUCCUGCGGCGGCUGCUGCUAUGACUGUUGCCGGCAGCGAAGGUGUGCAGCAGGUAUUUUCGGAAUUUAGGGAGCUCUUUGGCCUUCUUGCUAUGCUGAAGGAAGAGACUGAUUCUUUUUCUUGGAGAUUGACUUCGGACGAAAUUUUCUCGGUAAAGUCUUGCUAUGAUUUCUUCAAAGCUAAUAUGUCGGGUCCGUCGUUGAAUGCGGAUAAAGUUCGGGCUCUCUCUCAUCUUUGGAAAGUCAAGGUUCCUUCUAAAAUUCUUUUGUUUUGUUUGAGAUUUAUACACAAUCGUCUUGCUACUAGAGAUCAUUUAGUGAGUCGGGGUAUCUUAAUUGAGGGUAGUGAUUCUAAAUGCGUCAUUUGUUCGAUGGCGGAAGAAUCUCGGGUGCAUCUUUUUUCGGAUUGUGUUGUUUCGCUUAGAGUUUGGCGUCGUGUUUAUAUGUGGCUUGCAGUCGGGGAUCUGUUGUCUUUAGAGGACUUUAUAGAAUUCUUCUAUAAUUGUGCAAAGGUUCAUUGUCCUUCUAAGAGAGCUAUCUUGUCGGUAGUUUGGCUUGCGACGAUUUGGACAUUGUGGAUUAAGCGUAACGCUAUUGUCUUCAAAGAUGAGUCUUUUAGUUUUAUAGAGUGCAUGUCGGAGAUUGUUAUCAUUUCGUGGAAUUGGUUAGGUUCUUUUUAUAAGAAGGUGCCGUUGUGUAAUUAUUUCGGUUGGAAUACCCAACCUCUCUUGUGUUUUGCCUUGUAA